GCCGCAAACCACACUGCGUCAACGGUUCCGUUGGACCCUUCUUCUUCCUCUUUGUUGGAUCUGAUUGACAUCUCGACUAUCUCUACUCCAUCCUCCUCUUCGCAGAUCUCCUCAACACCUUCCUCCUCGUCUCUAUAACCUAUUCCUCCUAUCCAUAGUAUCCUUAUCAGUCCUCCGCCGCCGUCCCCGCCUUUAUCAGACCUCCCUCCCGGCGGAAAGUCUUGCCUCACUUCCAGGUUGUCCGAUUCGCAAUCUCCGCAACGCUCAUCUCGAAUACGAGAGCCACUGCGAACCUCCUGCGGCGCGCAAUCCUCCCUAACAACAACACCUGUCGACCUACGAUAACUCGGCGUUCAACAAGCCCAGGAUGCCUUUGUGCGGUGGUAAGAAGGUGGUGCAGCGCAAACUCGUCCUGCUGGGCGACGGCGCCUGUGGAAAGACCAGUCUGCUGAAUGUGUUCACUCGCGGCUUCUUCCCAACUGUCUACGAACCCACGGUCUUCGAGAACUAUGUCCACGAUAUCUUUGUUGACGGCAUUCACAUGGAAUUAUCAUUAUGGGAUACUGCUGGACAGGAAGAGUUCGACCGAUUGCGAUCUCUCUCAUACGAUGACACGCAGGCCAUCAUGUUGUGCUUUAGCGUUGACAACCGUGGCUCCCUCGAAAAUGUGUCCACAAAAUGGAUCGCCGAGAUAAAUGAACACUGUCCCGGGGUCAAGAUUGUUCUAUGCGCCCUCAAGUGCGACUUACGAGAGGAGCACGAAAAAGACGAUGACGAGGAGAAUGGGGCUCCCCCGAGACCUAUGAUCCAAUAUAACGAAGGAUUAGAAGUUGCGCGACGCAUCGGAGCGCUGCGAUAUCUUGAAUGCUCGGCGAUGCGAAACCGAGGCGUAAAUGAAGCUUUUACAGAGGCCGCCCGAGUGGCGCUGCAAGUCAAGCCGGCUCGCUCGAAAGACGACUCAAAAUGUACGGUGAUGUGAUGAAGUCCAGGUUCGACAACACUGUCAACUUUUCCACCUUGGCCUCACGCCCAGGCUUUCCUCCUGCCACCUCGCAUUUGCCCUCUCAGCUGGGCCUUUUCCCUAUCCGCGCCUCUCGAGGACAUACUAUCUUGUGUACAUACCCCUCCCUUCGCCUCAUUCGCGCCUUUCGCCGCCUUUUUUUAGAGCAAGAGAAAGAUUUGUCGGUUCUUAGCGUUGCAGUUAUUUUUGGUUGAACCUUUUGGAAAGCCUGAAGGCAUUACGAUCUGGCGUUUUGAUGUUGGUUGAGUUCCAAAGUUUUGGACAUUGCAACGAGACGAUGGCGAGAUUUUUUGAUCGGUGGCGGGGACCCAUUGGGAGAAAGAAUCUGUCCCGACUCAAUUGCGCGGUUCGUACAGCGUGUUGAUCAAGCGAUGAGGCAUCCUGCCACAGCUCGAAAUCUGAUCCUCGGCACGAAAAAGUUUUGAUAGAUUCUUCAAUCUCUGAUCCCGUUCACCAAUGGUUGACCAUUACUUCUGCCUCUCUCCCCUGUGGCAGGAUGCCCAGGAGCACUUGAUGGUGGAGCAUCUUCAUCGACCAGGACCCAAUCUUUGACACCUCCCUUCCAAUCCGCUAUCCUUCCUUCACGCACGGGAACAAUGACCACUCUCACAUCAUCUCCUUCGAUAUAACAGCUACUGUUCUCCGCGUCGGCAUGGGCCGGCUGUCCGCUGAAAAACCCUGCCUCUUGCGUCACUUGAC
Molecule: messenger RNA, 1720 nt
Organism: Cladophialophora immunda
Lineage: Eukaryota; Fungi; Ascomycota; Eurotiomycetes; Chaetothyriales; Herpotrichiellaceae
Exons: 4
Coding region: 368-979 (203 amino acids)
Biological process (GO): small GTPase-mediated signal transduction
Molecular function (GO): GTPase activity; GTP binding
Source: RefSeq, a predicted model, not a curated record